Molecule: messenger RNA, 727 nt
Organism: Branchiostoma floridae (Florida lancelet)
Lineage: Eukaryota; Metazoa; Chordata; Leptocardii; Amphioxiformes; Branchiostomatidae
Product: avidin-like
Exons: 3
Coding region: 4-351 (115 amino acids)
Molecular function (GO): biotin binding
Source: RefSeq, a predicted model, not a curated record
CAGAUGACUCUGGUGCAGAACGGCACGAUCAUCACCGGCUUUUACGGGACAGCGGUGGAGUCUACCAAGGGGGCGGCUGGAUACACGCCACCUGAGUUGCUGAUGUCCAGACCUGUGGAGAAUCCACAUGGAACGUUUGCCUGGAUCGUGAUCUGGAGCAACGGUCGGUCCACCACAGCAUGGACAGCCCAAUGUGUCAUCUGUGGCGACCAUGCUGAACUCCACACCACAUGGCUGCUCCGCUCCAAGGUUGACGGCUGCGAUGAUCGCUGGAAGGCGACCCGGGUGGGAGAGGACACCUUCACCCGUUAUUCACAGACGGAGAUAGAGCCCUUACAUGGUAAUCUUUAAAUGAGUGCAUUGAGGUCUUCCGAUGAGUGGUCAUAUUGAGAAAAUAUACUCUCGAGAUCCAACAAUGCCAGUCAUAAGGCCGAAUUGAUGUUAGACUUUACAUCAUUUAAAAAUCAACGUACAAGUAAAUAAGACGUAAUUACAAAUCUAUCUUAAAAGCAAGGCGUGAUUUAAAGCAAACUGCUUGGUAAGAGACACGUUUUCGACAUUGAUACGUUCAAACUACUCUAAAGUAUGAUUACAUAUAACACGACAACAAUAUACGACUCAAUGUUACGUGCAUAUAGUCGCGAAUUGUUUAUCAGCCGAGUCAUGUGGCGUUUGGCACUCGCGAAAGAUCAUCAAAAAGGCUCAAUUAAAGUCUUGUGUAAUCGCA